Molecule: messenger RNA, 2431 nt
Organism: Dryobates pubescens (Downy woodpecker)
Lineage: Eukaryota; Metazoa; Chordata; Aves; Piciformes; Picidae
Gene: ETNPPL
Product: ethanolamine-phosphate phospho-lyase
Exons: 13
Coding region: 52-1557 (501 amino acids)
Cellular component (GO): mitochondrion
Molecular function (GO): ethanolamine-phosphate phospho-lyase activity; transaminase activity; pyridoxal phosphate binding
Source: RefSeq, a predicted model, not a curated record
UUACGGUGCUGUGCUAUACCCUACCACACCAUACGGGGCCGUGCCGAGGGGAUGGAGGAACGUUACAGUAAGGCGGAGACCCUCGCCCUGCGGAGGAAGCACAUCGGGCCUUCCUGCAAAAUUUUCUAUGCCAAGGAUCCUCUGAAGAUAGUGCGUGCUCAGGGCCAGUAUAUGUUUGAUGAGAAAGGAGAGAAAUACUUAGACUGCAUCAACAACGUUGCACAUGUUGGCCACAGUCAUCCCUACGUGACAAAGGCAGCCACAAAACAGAUGGAGCUGCUCAACACAAAUGCACGGUUCCUACACGACAACCUGGUACAGUACGCCCAGCGCCUCACAGCCACCCUGCCCGAGAAACUCUCUGUUUGCUACUUUGUUAACUCUGGGUCUGAAGCCAAUGAUCUUGCUUUACGACUGGCUCGGCAGUACCGUGGGCACCAAGAUGUGAUCACCCUUGAAAAUGCUUACCAUGGCCAUGUUACAUCUCUGAUUGACAUCAGCCCCUAUAAAUUUAACCAGCUGGGAAAGGACAGCAAGAAGGAGUUUGUGCAUGUGGCUCCUUCUCCAGAUAUCUACAGAGGGAAAUAUAGGGAAGACCAUCCAGAUCCAGCAAGUGCUUAUGCUGAAGAGGUGAAAAAGAUUAUUGAAGAAGCACAGAAGAAUGGACGCAAGAUUGCUGCCUUCAUAGCUGAAUCCAUGCAGAGCUGUGGAGGCCAAGUGAUUCCACCUGUGGGCUAUUUCCAGAAAGUGGCAGAGUAUGUGCGUGCUGCAGGUGGAGUGUUCAUAGCUGAUGAGGUCCAGGUUGGCUUUGGCAGAGUUGGGAAGCAUUUUUGGGCAUUCCAGCUGCAAGGUGAAGACUUUGUGCCUGACAUUGUCACCAUGGGAAAGCCCAUUGGCAAUGGCCACCCUAUGUCUUGUGUGGUCACGACAAGGGAAAUUGCUGAAAGGUUUGGUGCCUCUGGACUGGAGUAUUUCAAUACAUUUGGAGGCAACCCAGUGUCUUGUGCUAUUGGUCUGGCUGUGAUGGACAUAAUAGAAAAAGAAGAUCUCCAGGGAAAUGCUACACAUGUAGGAAAUUAUCUCUUGGAGUUGUUGGCUGAGCUAAAGGAGAAGCAUCCCUUAGUGGGAGAUGUCAGGGGUGUUGGGUUGUUUGUUGGAGUGGAUUUGGUGAAAGAUCGACAAAAGCGAACACCAGCCACAGCUGAAGCCCUUCACCUUAUUUACAAGCUGAAAGAGCAUCAGAUCCUUCUUAGUGCAGAUGGACCCCACAGAAAUAUACUGAAAUUUAAACCACCAAUGUGUUUCACCAUGGAAGAUGCAAAACAUGCAGUGGAGACAAUUGAUACACUUCUCACAGAAAUGGAAGAGGCAACUGGAAUCAUGACAGAAAAUAAUGCACCUACAAACACACAGUGUAAAAGAAAAACAACUGAAGAGAGCUCUCAGGCAGAAGGUGCCCAUGAAAGCAUCAGCCACAUGAAUGGAGCUGCCUGCAGACAGGAGAAUGGGCUUUAUUCCAAAAAACGCACAGUGCCAAGUAAAAGAAUAAGAACAUGAAGCGAGGAAGUGCCCUCAUUCAGUCUAAAUUUGUGUCCGGCUUGCUUUUGAGAUGAAGAGUGCAAUAGUCCAAGUCCUGGGAUCUGUUUGGAGCCUAGUCCUACUUUCCAUAAGCUGCCUGAAUUCUUGUUAGCUUCAGUAGGAGUUUAAAAUACCUUUUCAGAUAGCUGAGAACUGCACCAUGUGGCUUGGAAUCUCGCUGCGACGGGACAUAGAAGUGAUACUCGGAUACCUUGGUGCUGAUGGCAGGCUUGACGUAGGUGCACAAACUCGGUGGAAUCUGUGGAUUUACCUGUACUACACAGAACCUGAAUUAUUUAACCAUCAUACAAGCAAAUGCCAGUCCUAUUCAAUUGAAAAUUAUAUGCUUAACAUACUAUUUUUGCAAUAUCUUGAAUUUCAAUAUGUAAUAUUGAGAUGUUAAUUGCUUCCCAUGUUUUAAUGGCUGAAUUUAUAAAGCAAUGCUUGAGAGUGAAAUCAUUAUUAUCUUCCAGUGUAGCUUAGGUCCUGUGGACCAUACUCCCAGCUGAUGUAAAUUGGUUUAGCUUUUCUAACAUCAACAGUGCUCUACCGAGAGUCUACCACUGUGUGUGUAGAGGCACAAUGAUUAUGCAGGGCAUUCUCAUUUUAUGUUCAAAGAAAAUGAAGAAUCUGGAUCCUAAUUUUCUAGGGAUAAAGCAACUUUUGAAGAUAACUCUUUAUAUAGACUAAGCUUUUAUGGUUUUUUUCUUCCCAAAAGCUUAUAUAUUGAAUCCUCUCCAAAACAUAAGCAAAUAGAGUAUAUAUCAUUUCAGACACGCUAAUCAAUUUAAUUUAACCUGAGAGUCUCUCAAAAUGAGACUCCCAGGGACAGCCCAGCUUGCAUCCUCAUGGA